UUGCCCCCCGGGGGUCGCCAGCGCUGCCACUAUGCUUGGGCCUACGAUGACAUCUCUGCCCUCACUGCCUCCAACCUCCUCAAGCGCUACGCCGGGAAAUACUCGGGGGCCCUGGACUCGCCCUACGAGCGCCCGCCCCUGGGCGGCUACGGCGACGCCACCUUUCUCAAUGGCGCCAAGGGGGACCCUGAGUCCUGGCCUGGGCCGGAGCCGCCCUACCCUUUGGCCUCACUCCACGAGGGCCUCCCGGGAAGCAAGCCAGGCGCAGGGGGAGGUUCCGGGGGCCUCGGGAGUUCCCCGGUUGUAGCCGGUAACCUGCCUGAAGCCCUGUAUGCGGGCAAUGCGUGCGGGGGCCCCGGCGGCUACCCGGCACCGGGCUCCUGCGCGCAGUCCAGCGCCACACUGGCCCCGCCGCCCCCGCCCCCGCCCGGGUACGGCCCCUCGGCGCCGCUCUACAACUACCGCGCGGGGGGGGGCUACGCGGCGCAGCCCGGCUACGGCCCCCCGCGCCCCCGACCCCCUGCCUACCCCUCGGGCCUGGCGGCGCCCACGCUGCCCGCGCCCGCGCCGCCCCGGCCCGCGCCCACCUCCUACGGCUUCCAGGCGGCCGUGGCGGGCGCCGAGGCCGGCGUGUCGCUGAAGCGCAAGGCGGCCGAUGAGGGCGCAGAGGACCGCUACCGCAAGUACGUCUACGAGCCCGCCAAGGCCCCCGCGGCCGACGCCACCUCCUACCCCGCCGCGGACAAUGGCGAGUGUCGCGGCAACGGGUUCCGGGCGAAGCCGCCGGGAGCCGCGGAGGAGGCGUCGGGCAAAUACCGUGCGCGGCGCGUGCCUCUCAAGGCUGGCUCCUCCGUCUACGGCCCACAACUUCAGCCUUUUGAGAAAUUCCCGGAGCGGACCCCGGCGCCAACUCCACGAGGAGGCUUCGCAGUGCCGUCGGGGGACUCUCCCAAAGGUGUGGACCCGGGGGCGCUAGAACUGGUGACCAGCAAGAUGGUGGACUGCGGGCCCCCGGUGCAGUGGGCAGACGUGGCAGGCCAGAGCGCGCUCAAGGCGGCGCUGGAGGAGGAGCUGGUGUGGCCCUUGCUGAGGCCGCCCGCUUACCCGGGCAGCCCGCGCCCUCCGAGGACCGUGCUGCUCUUUGGGCCGCGAGGUGCCGGCAAAGCGCUGCUCGGCCGCUGCUUGGCCACACAGCUGGGCGCCACGCUGCUGCGCCUGCGCGGUGCGAGCCUGGCCGCGCCGGGCGCCGCCGAGGGCGCGCGCCUCCUCCAGGCCGCCUUCGCGGCCGCGCGCUGCCGCCCGCCUGCAGUGCUCCUCAUCAGCGAGCUGGAUGCGCUGCUCUGCGCCAGGGACGACGGCGCCAGCGCCCCGCUGCAGGCGCCGCUCCUGGCCUGCCUGGACAGCGGCUGCGGCGCGCGGGCUGACGGCGUGCUAGUCGUGGGCACCACCUCGCGGCCUGCGGUGCUGGACGAGGCGACCCGCCGGCGUUUUACCCUCCGCUUCUACGUGGCGCUGCCCGACAGUCCCGCCCGAGGACAGAUCCUGCAGCGGGCGCUGGCCCAGCAGGGCUGCGCGUUGAGCGAGCGAGAGCUCGCGGCCCUAGUUCAGGGCACCCAGGGCUAUUCUGGGGGCGAGCUGGGACAGCUGUGCCAGCAGGCAGCGGCUGCGGCGGGCCUCCCGGGACUGCAUCCCCUCUCCUACAAGGAUUUGGAGGCGGCGCUAGCCAAGGUGGACCCCAGGGCCUCCCCCACGGAGCUGGACGCGUUCGUGGAGUGGGACAAAAUGCACGGCUCCGGACAUUGA
This is a messenger RNA of Castor canadensis (American beaver), 1803 nucleotides long. The record is from RefSeq and is a predicted model, not a curated record. Lineage: Eukaryota; Metazoa; Chordata; Mammalia; Rodentia; Castoridae.